Aedes aegypti (yellow fever mosquito) is the source of this 2978-nucleotide messenger RNA. It is a transcript of the gene spo, whose product is annotated as cytochrome P450 307a1. The transcript has 2 exons. Gene Ontology annotation, molecular function: monooxygenase activity; iron ion binding; oxidoreductase activity, acting on paired donors, with incorporation or reduction of molecular oxygen. Bases 462 to 2159 code for a protein of 565 amino acids. NCBI's taxonomy places the organism in Eukaryota, Metazoa, Arthropoda, Insecta, Diptera, Culicidae. The record is from RefSeq and is a predicted model, not a curated record.
UUCUCUCGGGUUCUUUGUGGAGAGGCCCGCCGAACAGUGGCUUUACAGCGGUUGGGUCGGCCGGUCGAUAUGCAUUUUAUAGGUGUAAAAUUAAGCCGCGCCGAGCUUUGCCUAUUUAAACGAUCGCGAGCGAUCAAAAUCGGUCAGUCUAGCUGUUACACGCACUACAAGAGAUACAGAGAUUUAACCUGUUGCUUCCUGUUCUGUUUUAUAGUUUAAUAACUCUUAAGAUUUUUUUUUUGGAUUCGCUUGUUGUGCCGAGUGGUUUGGGUGAGAUCGAUUCCUUGUACUCAUCCCGGAUUGAACCCUUCGUUUAUGUUUGCUCGCAUUUGUGAUGACUGUUGUGCACUUGUUGUUGACUAGUUAAGAGACUCGGAAAAAUUCUGAACGUGAGCUGUGAUUUUUGUGAAGGAAGAAACGGAGGAUUUUAGUGACAUUGAUUGAAAAGGAAAAUUAGUAGAAUGGCUUACACGUUGAUUUUGGUGGCAUUGAUGAGCCUUCUGUCGGUGGUGUGCUAUCUGAAGGUUCUGUACGAGUGGCAUCGGAAAGUGCGGGUGCAAACAGUGAAGUCGUCGCGAUACGCGAAAAAGUUGCAAAAGUUGGAGGAGAGUCAGCCUCAGGAAGUGGAAGAAGCGCCCGUCGAAUUUCCGCAAGCGCCAGGACCUUAUCCGUGGCCCGUGUUGGGCAGUGCCGCCAUUAUUGGACAGUAUCCGGCCCCAUUCAUGGGCUUCUCGGCCCUCGCGAAAAAGUACGGCGAUGUGUACAGCAUUCGAAUUGGCCAGGGUCAGUGUUUGGUGGUGAGCAGCCUGGAGUUGAUCCGCGAGGUGUUGAAUCAGAACGGGCGCUACUUCGGUGGACGGCCGGAUUUCCUGCGCUAUCACCAGCUGUUUGGCGGGGAUCGCAAUAACUCGCUUGCUUUGUGCGAUUGGUCCUCGCUGCAGCAGAAGCGACGCAAUUUGGCCCGUAAGCACUGUUCGCCGAGUGACGCCUCCAGCUACUACCAGAAGAUGAGCGACGUCGGCGUUGCGGAGAUGCACUACUUCAUGGACCAGUUGACCGACGUGGUCACCCCCGGCCAGGACUUCAAAGUCAAACCGCUGAUCAUGCAGGCCUGCGCCAACAUGUUCAGCAAGUACAUGUGCUCGGUUCGGUUCGAAUACGAUGAUGCCGGCUUCCAGAAGAUGGUGCACAGCUUCGACGAGAUCUUCUACGAGAUCAACCAAGGAUACGCCGUGGACUUCAUGCCAUGGUUAGCUCCAUUCUACUUCCGUCACAUGAGCAAGCUGAGCAGCUGGUCGAACUACAUCCGUGGGUUCAUCUUGGAGCGCAUCGUCAACGAACGGGAACAGAACCUCGGCGAAGACGAACCAGAGCGUGACUUCACCGAUGCCCUGCUGAAAAGUCUACGGGAAGAUCCCUCCGUCAGCCGAGACACCAUUAUGUACAUGCUGGAGGACUUCAUCGGCGGCCACUCCGCUAUCGGAAACCUGGUCAUGCUCGCCUUGGGAUACGUUGCAAAAAAUCCAGAAAUCGGCGCCCGCAUCCAGCAGGAAAUCGAUCACGUUACCGACAAAGGCCUCCGCAACGUCACCCUGUACGACACGGAAAGCAUGCCCUACACCGUGGCCACCAUCUUCGAAGUCCUUCGGUACUCCUCAUCGCCAAUUGUUCCCCACGUUGCCACCGAAAACACUUGCAUCGGCGGAUACGGAGUUCAAACCGGAACGGUAGUCUUCAUCAACAACUACGACCUCAACACCAGCGAGAAGUACUGGGAUCACCCGGAACGGUUCGACCCCAGCCGGUUCAUCGAAAGCGCCACCCUUGCGCAGAUCCGCUCGGAUCUGGUUGGAUCGCCAACAGCCAGCGAAGACCUCAGCAGUAUUAUCAAACACAACAACAUCGACUCAUCGAACGAGAGCCAGAAGCAGAUCCUCCGCGUCAAGAAGAACAUUCCACACUUCCUGCCCUUCAGCAUCGGCAAGCGAACCUGCAUCGGCCAGAACCUGGUCCGGGGCUUCAGCUUCAUCAUGUUGGCCAACAUCCUGCAGAAAUACGACGUCCACACGAACGAUCCCGCCCAGAUCAAGAUGAAGCCCGCCUGCGUAGCGGUCCCGCCGGACACCUACCCCCUAGCGUUCACGCAGCGCUCCCAAUAGACUAGCCCUAGUAACCCACCCCCCCCCCCCUUGUAAAUAGCCCCAUCCCCACCAUCCACCUUCAUUAAAUUAUUUCUCACCCUAAAUCAACCAAAAUCCCGCCGUCAAUCGCGCCUUCAUCUCCAUUUCAUCCUCCCAGCCAAUGUCUUAUCGAACCCAGUAGUAGGCCAGGAAACAAAAGUAAUUCAGUGGUUGCCGUGGGAAACUGUCACCCAGCCGCAUUUCCCCCCAAGUGACAAGUAGAACUUUAUUAUAAACAAAAUGUUAUCUAGUUUGUAGAGAGCGCUCCCGGAAACACACACACACAAACACACAAUCACUCAAAAAAAAUCGGAGAUGCGUACCGCAAAGCCUAGGAUAAUGGAAGUAAAUAUUUCGUUUUUAUAAAACAUAAUACAUAUUAGCAGUGAAAUCUUAGACAUAGUAGCAUAGGAGCCAAGUAGGGAUGUGCACCAAGCGCGAUGAGAUCAAGACUAUUUAUAUGCAUAGAUCGAGAACGAGGAACCAUUCGUGCUGUUUCGAUGGUCCACAGCAGCAAAAAAGUACUUAAAUAGGCUAAGUAAGUUGUUUGAACUUGUUUUUUUUUCUUUCUCUCUGUUUUGAUGGAACAAACGGUUGAACUGGUCGACGAGGUGACAUUUUUGGGCACCGAUUCGUCCGAUUGCAGCUAGAUUAGGAUUGCAUUGACAUGCUUGGAAAGAGAAGUACGAAAAGCUUGUUGUAAUGUCAGUAUUUUGAUUUUUUUUCGAGUACGAACCAAGACUGAAUUGAUGAUUCUUUCGAAUUUGUUUGAAAGUUUUGCCUCAAAAUUGCGUUAAU